Candidozyma auris is the source of this 690-nucleotide messenger RNA. Its product is annotated as phosphoglycerate mutase. Bases 1 to 690 code for a protein of 229 amino acids. Gene Ontology annotation, cellular component: cytosol. Gene Ontology annotation, molecular function: fructose-2,6-bisphosphate 2-phosphatase activity. The transcript has a single exon. Lineage: Eukaryota; Fungi; Ascomycota; Pichiomycetes; Serinales; Metschnikowiaceae. The record is from RefSeq and is a predicted model, not a curated record. Gene Ontology annotation, biological process: fructose 1,6-bisphosphate metabolic process; regulation of pentose-phosphate shunt; positive regulation of DNA repair.
AUGACUAAAGAAAUUAAACCCAACGUAGACCCCAACAUCAUCAGGGUUUUUGUGGUUCGUCACGGCAGGACCGAGUUCAACAGCAAGAAAAUCAUCCAAGGCCAUCUAGACAUCGAUAUAGACGCCACGGGCGAAGAACAAGCGAUGAAAUUGGCUAAAUACUUCGAUGACUUCAAUUUCGACGCCUGUGUGACCUCAGAUUUGGUUCGUUGCCGCAGCACAAUCAAGGAUAUCUUGAAAAAAAACGAUCACUUGACCGAAGACAAUAUAAGGACCACCCCAAACUUGAGAGAAAGAAUGAUGGGCCCAGUGCAAGGGAUGUUCAUAGGCGAUGCCAAAGAGAAGUACGGAGCCCAAUUUAAGUCCAUGGGUGAGCAAGAAGAGGACCUUCUUAGCAGAGUCGAGAGUGAGUGGGAAUUGUUGGUGAAGAAAGCUACUGCUGAUGGUCAUUUAAACACUUUGUUCUGUACCCACGGGGGUGUGAUAACGUCUUUCACAAAUUACUUACACGAUGUCAAGAAGUACAAGCUUGGCGAGGGCCUCAGUGCUGAGAACUUGAGGGUUCCGUUCAACACUUCCAUAACUGUCGUGGACAUCAUUAAGAGUACGGGUGAAGGUACUAUACAAAAAUUUGGAGUGACUGAGCACUUAGGAGGACAGUUCGAGGUCAAAAACCAGGACUUGAGAUAG